Molecule: messenger RNA, 2184 nt
Organism: Monosiga brevicollis MX1
Lineage: Eukaryota; Choanoflagellata; Craspedida; Salpingoecidae
Exons: 16
Coding region: 1-2184 (727 amino acids)
Cellular component (GO): cytoplasm
Molecular function (GO): ubiquitin-protein transferase activity; protein binding
Source: RefSeq, a predicted model, not a curated record
AUGAGGAUUCUCUGUUUUCUGUCUCUCUGCUGUCUGUCUCUGUCUCUCUCUGUCUCUCUCUCUGUCUCUGUCUCUGGCUCUCUCUCUCUGUCUCUGUCUCUGUCUCUGUCUCCUGUCUCUGUCUCUCUGUCUCUGUCUCUGUCUCUCUCUCUCUGUCUCUGUCUGUCUGUCUCUGUCUCUAUCUCUGUCUCUCUCUCUCUGUCUCGCUCUCUCUCUCUCAGAAAUAUUAUGAUGGAGGGGUCGAUUUUAUUUUACCCAGCCGAGCGCUCGAGUCAAGGCACGAGCAACGCAGCAUCAGACUUGAGUGACUCGACUGCACCGCUUUCGCCUCGCCCAGAGAGCCCAAGUCUGACAGGCUUAUCUCAACAGAACCGCACAGAUCCAGUAGCGGAGUCACGCUCGCCCCUCGCGUCCUUCUCGCAAACCACCUCAAAUGAAGCGAGUUGGGGUCAGGCCAUGCAUCGCAUGCUUUUGCAGCGGCAACGCCUUGACCCCGUAUCCCGACGCAUGCGAGCAUGCGUCCGUUCGAUGCUACAUGAUAUUCCCAACGCUGUGACUGAGUACGAUUGCUUGUUCAGGCAGCCGGUGGUCGCUGAUGGAAGCGUUGCUGGUGUUCCCCUAACCCAAAUUUGUUUUUAUACCACGCCACGAAGAGGGUUUGAUAUGCCCGGUCUCUUGGGAAUCGAGGAAAUGAUCGAAGACGAUGAAAAGCACUGGAGACCAUUACUGGAGAGCAUAGUAGAUAGUGCAUCACCCAUGCAUCCAUUUGGGCCCGUUUUAAUCAGUAUCAUUAUCGAUGCAGCUCCACUUCCUUCCAUGAAUUGUGUGAGCACGUACAUCACGCCUACGCUCGACCGCCUCGUCGCGGCUGCGAACAACCCUGCCACCGUUUGCCUUGUAUGGGCUGGACUCGCAGACCGCUUACCAGGCCGCGUGGCCGAACUACUCCUGUCGGAACAAGCGUUGUCCUUUCUCAAGACGCAUCUCGAAGUGCGAGAUGAGAGGCUACUGAUGAACACUCACGUGGCCCUUUUGGCCUGUGAGAUGUUUGCACGAACCAAAGCCACCCAGGUCAAAUUGACUAAAGCCGGCCUCCCAGAGACUUGCGCUCGAGACAGUGGCAUGAACUUUGUACUCGAGCCUCGUGACACCUUUUUUUUUUUUUUGUGUGUGUGUGUGUGUGUGUGUGUGUGUGUGUGUGUGUGUGUGUGUGUGUGUGUGUGUGUGUGUGUGUGUGUGUGUGUGUGUGUGUGUCUCUGUGCCGCGUUGGAGGAGCAGCACUACCGCAUGGACGCAAGCACGUCCGACGAUCGACUUGAGACAGCCUUUCUUAAAGUACAAAUUGGCUUCAAUGCAGCCUGGCUGCUGGACAACGUCCUGCCGCUUCCGAGCCGUGAAUAUGCAACCAAACGUGUAGAUCUGAAAACAGUCAACGUGAUGCUUGAUUACAAAGAUGCCACUGCUGCAACAGUGUCAACACGGCAGAGUGGAACUUGGUACUAUGAGGUGCUUUUGCUGACGGACGGCAUUAUGCAAGUGGGCUGGGCUAGCCAACAGUGUCGCUACCAAGCUGCUGAGGGGUUUGGCAUUGGAGACGACGAGUUUUCCUUCAGCUUUGACGGCGCUCGACAGCUGCUGUGGCAUGAUGCACAGCCGCAGGCUUGCCCAUUGCGCCGCUGGCGUAAAGGCGACGUGGUUGGAUGCUACGUGGAUGUCGAGCGACAGAUGAUGCGCUUCAGCGUGGGUGGGGCCCAUACCGAAUGGAUGCGCUUACCUGAGACCAUCGACGCCAGCUACGGUCUCUAUCCUGCCAUUAGCCUCAUGACCGCGCAGCAUGUGAGCUUCAAUUUUGGACACCGUCCUUAUCGUCACUUGGACCCGAUUCUUGGUGACAAAGUUAUAUCUUUGAAUCGCAUUCACCAUGGCAACGAGCGCAUCGUCUCUCGCCUUGAAGCAUUGGACGAAAGAAACAGGGAACUGGAGGAUGACUUACUUGUGGAUUUAUGUACCAUCUGCUACGCCAACGUUCCGGAUGUUAUUCAUCGUCCCUGUGACCAUGCGGGCUUUUGUCUGACUUGCUCGCUUCAGGUUGAAAGCUGCCCGCUCUGCCGCAGGUCGAUUGAGACCCGUGACCCUCAGUCGAGUACAUCGCAUAGCGAAGAGCCUGCCAUGUUGCCACAAUAG